Drosophila serrata is the source of this 7577-nucleotide messenger RNA. It is a transcript of the gene Mhcl, whose product is annotated as Myosin heavy chain-like. The record is from RefSeq and is a predicted model, not a curated record. Gene Ontology annotation, molecular function: cytoskeletal motor activity; ATP binding; actin filament binding. Gene Ontology annotation, biological process: actomyosin structure organization. Lineage: Eukaryota; Metazoa; Arthropoda; Insecta; Diptera; Drosophilidae. Gene Ontology annotation, cellular component: cytoplasm; myosin II complex; myosin filament.
UCAUAUUUAUCUCAUAUGUAUCGUAUACAAUCUUAUUAGGUUAAGAAAUAUGGUAUUCUAUUGGGCCUACCCCGACUCCCCAAAGUCUGUCCAAGAUUAUUCAAGCUAGUUCAGCUCUGACUCCAUUAUACCCAGGUUCUCUUCCUGCUACCGUGUACUAUCAUGGGCAGAGACGGCGGCUGAAGCAGCGACAUUGCUGCGACGUAGCCUACUGCUGCUGCUGCUGCUGCGGCGGCUGACUGCGAGUGUGUUUUCGUCUGUGCUUCUUUUUCUGUUGUUGCUGUUGCUGUCGUUGUCUUUAGGUUUGUUGUUGUUUUUGGUUUCUUCUCAGCUCGCGUUGUGUGUUGUUGUCGAACGGUCCGCAGUCGCUGCGCUUGGAGCAGGGCCGUCAGUACGCUGAAAACUUUGCCCAGGUUCGGUACGGAAAUCGAAGUCGAGGAAAGACUGCGCGACGCCCACGGUGAAAUUCGAUGUUGUUACCAGUUGUAGUACUGCUAGUGCUGCCGAAGUGGAUUUUAGUGUUUUGUGUGCCAUGACGAUUCUGGCUGUCACUCGGUCUGGACGGCUUUAAUUCAUAACUCGUUGGCGCCGUCGACUUCGUCGCGUUCGUGACUUGAGUCUUGCAGUGCAAUCAAUCAGUCAGCCAAGUCAGUUCGGUGGUCCAUCGAUCGAUCGCCCGAUGAUUGGCCGUUUUCAGUCGCGCAAUUGUCUAAUGUCAAAGCGCUAAGUGCUCCGGCCACAUAAAGCCAGCCGUUUCCAAGGUUCCGCGGGCGCUCCAGUUACCCAAUCGUCGUCUACUUCCCGCUCCGCUUCAGACUCUGGCUAUUGUGUAUCUUCGCAUCGCUGCCUGUACCUGUACCUGUGCCUGUGUCCGCAUCGGUGUAUCUGUGUUUGCAUCUGUAUCUGUAUUUGUUUGCUCUGGUCAUGCUCCGCGAGCUGGCCAUGAGAAUUGCGUGUGCCCAGUGAUCGCAUAACAGCCAUGUUCCUUAAGCCCAAAAGCUUUGAGCAGACGUUGCGCGGCGGAAUCGUUCCGGCUGUGCCUGCUGCCCCCGGAUCGGGCUUGAACCCCUCCUUCCACAAGGGCUGCACGGGCAAGGCGCACGCCUGCGGCACCAGCAAGUCCCAGAGGGUUGCGGCAGCAGCAGCAGCUGGAGGAGCGGGAACGGGAACGGGUGUUGCGCAAGGAACGAGCUCCAAGGCAGGCGGUCGGCAGACCCCCAAGGCUCAGCGUAAGAAUAGCAUCAGCUCGGAGACGAUUAGUGAGAGUGGUUCCGAGAACUCCACCAGUUGGCCCUCCUGCUCCUCGGCAGCCGUUCCCUCAACCGCUCCGCCUCCAAAACCGCCUCGUCUGGCGGCCACUAAAGCUAAGGAAGCUGCCGCUGCCCUUGCAACUUCGCCACCGCAGGCUCCAGUUACGCCUAUAUUUGAGCGUUCCACGAAACGAUCCCUCAGCUUCCGGGGCAGUAAUGGUGGCAAGCCAGCGGAGCCAAAGGCCUCCCUGGGCACAUCCUCUUCGAUACGUCCGCCGUGGAACAGUUCCGCUGUAGCUGCGUCCAAGUAUGCCGCCGCUGCCGCCAAUGCCCCCCAGUCGCCCAAUCCAAGUGCACGGAGUUCGUUCCGCCGACGACGCGAUGCCCAGAACAUUGGCCUACAAUGGCCGGCCGUUUGGGCCACUUCCCUGGCCGCCAACUACAAAAACUACGAUGCCAUACUAAAGCAAAAGAGCCGCCACGAGAAUGGCAAUGGAGGCAAUGGAGGGGCAGGAGGCGAAUCGGGAGAAGGAGUGUCCCAUGAGCUGGAGGCGGAUGUGGCGGAUGGCAGUCAGCCGGAGCGUGUGUGGCUGGUGCAUCGCGGUGGCUUCACUGCCGCCAUCCGUCUGCCAACGCCCUCGUCUGGCCGGGAUGAGGAGCACAAGCUGAAUCUGCGGCUCCUGCACAACGGGGAGUUGCUGACCGUCGACGAGGACGAUGUGGAGAAGCAGAAUAGCCCCGUCCUGGACCUAGCCGAGGAUAUCUGCGAGCUGAAGUAUUUGAACGAGGCGUCGGUGCUCCACUGCCUGCGUCAGCGUUACGCCAGCAAUCUAAUCCACACCAAGGCGGGGCCCACGCUGCUCGUGGUCAAUCCCAUGGCACCGCUGUCCCUCUACUCCGAGAAGGUUGUCUCCAUGUUCCGCGGCUGCAAGACGGAGGACAUGCCGCCCCACGUCUACUCGCUGGCCCAGACCGCCUACAGGAGCUUGGUUGAGACGCGGCGCGACCAGAGCUUGAUAUUCAUGGGCCGAUCUGGUUCUGGCAAAUCCACCAGCUUCAAGCAUGCGCUCAACUACCUGGCGUUGGCAGCUGGUGCCUAUAACAACUUUAUAAAUGCAGAGAAGGUCAAUGCCCUGUGCACGAUUCUGGAGGCCUUUGGAAAUACGAGAACUUGCCUCAAUUCGAACGCUACGCGAAUGACGCAGCUGUUGAGUCUUGACUUUGACCAGACUGGACAGAUUGCAUCCGCCUCGCUACAGGUUCUGCUCCCAGAGCGACAGCGAGCCGGUCGACGUUUGGCCCACGAGCACAGUUUCCACAUCAUGACACGCCUGCUUGCUGGCGCCGCUGGAUUGCUGCAAAAAGAGCUGCACCUGGAGAACAUCUCUUCGGAGGACAGCCAUCCGUUCAUAUCGCUUUCCCAGAAGUUGGAAGAUCGCCACCGAGCAGCCAACGACUUUAUGCGCACCGUUCAGGCCUUCGAAUCGCUCAACAUUGAUGCAAAGGCUGUCCGUGGAAUCUGGAGCAUUCUGGCUGCCAUUUACCAUUUGGGCAUUGCGGGUGUCACCAAGCUUGGAACUGGAUCCACAGCCCGCACGCAAUUUGCCAAUCCCACGGCCGCCCGCAAGGCUGCGGGUCUGUUGGGCGUAAACCUGGAGGAUCUGUCAUCGGCUGCUUUUGGAUUAACUCAGCCAAAUGCCCCCAACGGCGGCCUGAGUCCAUCGAAGUCGCCCACUUCGGACACUGGCCACGAGUGGGCAUGGGAGUGCUUGGAGGCGCUGGUCAUUGGCCUUUACUCUGAGGCCCUGGCUGCAGUGGUGGCUUUGAUCAAUCGACAGAUUUGCACCUCGGCCCACACCAUAGCCUCGAUUAUGCUAAUCGACACGCCCGGCUUCCAGAACCCGGCCAGCUGUGGCCAGCAGGUGGGCGCCACGCUGGCGGACUUGCGUCACAACUACCUGCAGGAGCGCCUGCAAAUGCUCUUCCAUCACACCACACUUGUGGCCCCACGCGACCGAUACGCCCAGGAGCUAGUGGAAAUUGAGAUGGAUCAGGCCUCGGAGUGUCAUCCUGGACCCCUGAUCUCUCUGAUCGACAAGGCGCCCCAAAACCACGUAGUCCGCUCGUCGCAACGAGAUUUACGUGAACACGAUCGUCGCGGAAUGCUAUGGUUACUCGACGAAGAAGCUAUCUACCCGCACUCCAACGAUGAUACAUUCCUCGAGCGCUUGUUCUCGCAUUACGGUGAUCGAGAGCAUCACACGCUGCUGCGCAAGUGCGCCGGUCCUCGCCAGUUUGUACUCCACCACCUGCAAGGCACCAAUCCCGUCCUGUACGCUGUGGAUGGCUGGGUGCGCAACAGUCGUGAACAUCCUGGCAUUCGAAAUGCUGUGUCACUGCUGCAGGACAGCAGUAGGGAGGAGAUCAAUCGUUUGUACAUUGGCUCACUUACCCGAGGGUCAGGGGCAAUGGUAUUCUGCGGCUCCUUUGCCGGCUUGGAGGGCACCCAGUCCCUGCGUCGUGUGUCCAGUAUACGACGAUCCUUCACUACGGCUGGCGUGAAGCGUAACUCCAUUAUGCUGCAGGUGAAGUUCACUGUGGACGGCAUCAUCGAUACGCUACGUCGCACCGGCACUCACUUUGUCCACUGUUAUCUGCUGCAACACAAUGCCGGCAAGCACACCAAGUUCACGGCAAAUGGGUCUCCAAGUUCAGCUGUCGGGCAGGCGACCAGUGAGGAGGAAAUGGUCAAUGUGCCACUAUUAAGGAGUCAGCUACGUGGCUCGCAAGUCCUGGAAGCGGCUCGUCUGCAUCGUCUUGGUUUUCCCGAAUCUGUGCCAUUAUUGGAGUUUGUUCGCCGCUUUGGUCUGUUGGCUGGCGAUUUGGCCAGCAAUAAGGAUGUGAGCGUGGAACAGAUAUUGGCUGUCAAUGAGCUGGAUGUGGCUACAUAUCGCAUUGGACCUAGUCAGAUCCUCUUCCGCUCGGGAGUUCUUAGUGAACUGGAAGCCAAGCGCGAUGUCCUGCUUUCUGAUCGCAUUAUUCAGCUGCAAGCCUUUUGUCGCGGCUAUUUGGCCCGCAAAAAGAUGUCCCAGCGACGUGUUCAGGAAUUGGCUGUGCGUUGCAUUCAACGCAAUGUGAAGGCUUUCCUCGCCGUUCGCGACUGGCCCUGGUGGCGUCUCCUGGUCCGGGUGACGCCUCUGCUGAACGUCCAUCGCACCGAAGAGCAGCUGAAGACGGCCAACGAGGAGCUGCUAAUGCUGCGAGCCAAGCUGGAGAAGAUCGAGUGCGAUCGCAGUGAGGUCAAGGCGGAGAACCAGAAGCUGGAAGCCAAGCUAUCCGAGCUGACUGUGGACCUUGCCGAAGAGCGAUCCACGGCCCACAUAGCCACCGAGCGCCUGGAGGCGGAGACCGCCGAGCGCCUGAAGCUGGAGAAGGAGCUCGGCGAUCAGGCCAAUAAGGUGAAGAACCUGCAGGAGACGACGGAGAAGCUGGAGAUGGAGCUGAUAUGCGCCAAGUCCGAUCUGAAUGGAAUUUCCGAGGACGAGGAUGCCGAGAACGAGGACGGUGGUGGCGGAGUUUACAAGCUCAAGUACGAGCGGGUGGCCCGGGAGCUGGAGUUCACCAAGCGGCGGCUGCACACACAGCAUGAGCACGAUCUGGAACAGCUGGUCGGGCUCAAGAAGCAAUUGGAAAAGAAGCUUUCCGAUGCCUACGAAGAAGUUGAGGAGCAACGUCAGGUUGUGGGCCAAUGGAAGCGCAAGGCACAGAAGAUGACCAACGAGAUGAACGAUCUGCGCAUGCUGCUCGAGGAGCAAAAUGCACGCAACAAUUUGCUCGAGAAGAAGCAGCGCAAGUUCGAUGCCGAGUGCCAGUCCCUGCAGGAUGCGGCUCGCCAGGAGCGCCAGGCUAAGGAGCGUUACGGUCGCGAGAAGGAUGUUCUGCAGGCCGAGAAAUUCACACUAGAGCAGUCACUAGCGGAUACCCGUCUAGAUCUUGAGCUCAAAGAGGAGAAACUUGCCUCGCUGCAACGAGAACUGGAUGAGAUGACCUUUGGCGGUGGCACCGAGGAGGAGUUUGCCCAGCUGCGACGCUCUAAGAAUGAAACAGAGCGUCGAGCCAAGGAGCAGGAGGAGGAGCUGGAUGAGAUGGCCGGACAGAUACAGCUUCUCGAGCAGGCCAAGCUGCGUCUCGAGAUGUCCCUGGAAACGAUGCGCAAGGAGGCGCGUCGCGAAUCCCAGCAGCGCGACGAGGAGCUGGAGGAGGUUCGGGGCAAUGGGUACAAAAAGAUCAAGGCUCUCGAGUGCCAACUGGAAACGGAGCACGAGGAGAGGACCCUGUUGCUACGCGAAAAGCACGAGCUGGAGCGUCGUCUCUCCUCCAUGGAGGAUCGUGACCGUGUUGAUCGCGAUGCCGAGGAGGCACUCAACCAGAAGCUGCGACGUGACUUGCGCAAGUAUAAGGCCUUGCUCAAGGAUGCCCAGACGCAGCUGGAGAGGCUGAAGGCAGACACGCCUGGUAAGACGCUCAUCCGUCAGCUGCGCAAUCAGCUGGAAGAUGCCGAAUCCGCUCGAUCUCUGGCUCUCAAGGCGCGGCAAGCAGCUGAAGCGGAACUAACCGAAGUGCAGGCCAUGUUCGAGGAAUCACAUCGUGGCAGAAACGAUGCUGAGGAGCGGGCCAACGCGGCGACUAGGGAGGCGGUCGAGCUGCAGGCCCAGAUCGAUGAGAACGAGGAGGAGAUGAGUGAACUGAUGAAGAAGUACAGCGCCACCGUCAAGCAGCUAAAUGCUGAACAGAUCAACGUCUCCGAGGCGGAAUUUAAGCUCAACGAGAUGGAGGCCGAGCGUAACAAUCUAAAGGAGCAGGUCACCGAUCUGCAGCACCGUCUAGACAACGUCGAGAAUCUGGGUGAUCCCUCUAUGGCCAUGAUGUCCAAGCGCUUGGAGCUACGCACCAAGGAGCUGGAAUCCCGCCUCGAAUUGGAACAGGCCACCCGGGCUAGACUGGAGGUGCAGGUGAACCGUCACAAGGAGGCCCUUGAAAAGCUUCAGAACGAGGUUACGCAGUCAAAGAUGCGCGACAUGCAGGCCCAGGAUGCGCUCAAAAAGUCGCAAAAGAGUCUGCGCGACAUGCGCGAGGAGUUCCAUACUGUCUCUAGCCGCGAACAGGAGUCGCUAGCCCGUCGCAAGGAUCUCGAGAAGAAGAUGGAGCAAAUGGAAUCGGAGGGAGCGGCCCUUAAGAACGACUUGCGCCUGGCCCUGCAACGUAUAGCGGAUCUGCAGCAGGCCAUGGAGGAGGAGGGUGAAGAGGAGCUGAGUGAGAGCGACGAAAGCCUUAGUUCUGUGGGCUCCAUUAGCGACCUGGAGGAGCGACUGCGGCCCGUGCACGUUAAGCGCAGCUCACAGCAGUCGCUGAACGGCAGCAUCGGUGGCGGCGUCGGUGGAAACGGCACAGUUGUUAGCACCACGCGCACCGUGGUCUUUGAAAAGGAAGACAACAGCCCUAGAAUAACAGUGACGUCGCCAUCGUCGCCACACAUUCAUAAGCUGGCAGUGGCGGCCAAAGCCAUACCGGCCACCAAACCGGACACAAAGCCUGCAGCCUCGGCAGCCAAACCAACGGCGGCCGCACCGACCAGGAUGGGAUUAACGGUGCCAGUGGUUCACCAGAAUGGCCAGCCGUAGUAGACGCAUCCUUGUCUGUUCGCGGCCCCGCGGCUGCAGUUUGUAACAAGUAAUUCUUAUUUUUUUAUUAGUUGUUUACCAUUUUUAUUUGAUUACUGUUUAGUUCAAUAUGUUUAACUAUUUAUUAUCGAAAUAUAGCUACAUGAUAUAAUAUAUGAUAUAUAUUUAAAAACCCAAACGGCAUUCGCAAGCAAUGCUAAAUCGUAGUUAAUUUAAUUUGCGCGACAGUCCCUAAAGAAAAGUGAUUAACAACAAGUUUUUAUCUCUCUCAAAACAAACAAAAACACAACGGAACUAACACCUAUAGCCUAUAUAGAAUAUAGUCUCCAUUAUCCUAUAGCCAACUUAAAUGAAAUUAGUUAAACGCGUUUCAAAAUCAUAGGAAAGUGUAUUGCAAUGGCAGUUGAAUCCCAUAUGAACGAGUAUUUUACAAAUAACUCCCUAUUCUUAUACGAACCAUCAUCAUUAUCAUCCCCAUCGUAACAUCAGUAACUAAACGUCAUUAUUAGCUUCAUUCAUCAUGUACGGAAAAGAAAUUAAAAACUAUAUAAGCAAAGAUACAGUAAUAUAUAUAUUGGAAUAUGAAAUUUUGCAGAAAUCAUCAAAAAUGACAAAAAAAUUCAAGUCCUUAUAGAAAACUAACAAA